CAAAAGAUAAAGAACAUGAAAAUGGAAGAGAAAUAAAUUAAGAAAAAAUAAAAUAAAAUGUUAUGAAAGUUUUGUAAUUUGAUUGAUCCAAUCAAAGAUAAGAAAGAAAUAAAAAAAAUAUGCAAUUAAAUUUUGUAAUUUAAUUGAACAUAUUAAUGUUGGCAACUGCCGUUAAGGUUUGUGCUUGUGCUGGGUGAUUGAUGUUUCUUCUUUGAAGCAAUCCAAGAAAGCUUAAAUGGUAGCUACCAAAUUGGUAACCUUGAUGAAACAAUGUUCAACUGUGAAACAGGCAAAACAAAUCCAUGCCCACAUAUUGAUCAAUGGUUUUACUUUUCUUCAACCCCUUUUAAUCCAUCACAUGCUUCUUUGGGAUGUCACUAACUACAGAACUGUGGCACACUAUGCCUACUCAAUGCUUCACCAUUUGCACAAUCCAGAUUCGUUCUCGUGGGGUUGUGUGAUUCGGUUCCUCUCUCAAAAGGGUCUAUUUACUGAAGCUGUUUCUCUAUAUGUUGAAAUGUCCAGGAUGAGAUUGUAUCCAACUUCACAUGCUAUCUCCUCCGCACUCAAGUCAUGUGCUAGGAUUCAGAACGUGUUGGGAGGUGUAUCAAUUCAUGGACAAGUUCAUGUGUUUGGAUUUGAUACUUGUGUUUAUGUACAAACGGCCCUUCUUGAUUUGUACUCGAAAAUGGGUGAUAUGAGGACUGCUCGACACGUGUUUGAUGAAAUGGCUGAGCGAAGUGUGGUUUCUUGGAAUUCUUUGCUAUCUGGGUAUCUAAAAGCAGGUAACUUGGAUGAGGCCCAAGAUUUUUUUGGUCAGAUUCCCAAUAAAGAUGUUAUAUCUUGGAACUCUAUGGUAUCUGGAUAUGCCAAAGCAGGAAAUAUGGAUCAGGCGUGUACUUUGUUUCAACUAAUGCCAGAGAGAAAUCUGACCUCUUGGAAUGCAAUGAUCACUGGUUUCAUUGAUUGUGGAAGCAUAGUGUCAGCAAGAGAACUUUUUGAUUCAAUGUCCAGGCGAAACUGUGUAUCUUGGAUAACAAUGAUUGCUGGAUAUUCGAAGGGUGGGGAUGUUGAUUCUGCUCGUAAGCUCUUUGACCAGAUGGAUCACAAAGAUUUGCUCUCGUAUAAUGCUAUGAUAGCUUGUUGUGCUCAAAAUAGCAAACCCAAGGAAGCCCUUGAACUAUUUAAUGAUAUGCUUAAACCCAAUAUCUACAUACAUCCUGAUAAAAUGACUUUUGCUAGUGUUAUAUCAGCUUGUUCUCAAUUGGGGGAUCUGGAACAUUGGUCCUGGAUUGAAUCACGUAUGAAUGACUUUGGAAUUGUUUUGGAUGAUCAUUUGGCUACUGCUUUAAUUGAUCUGUAUGCAAAGUGUGGAAGCAUUGGAAUGGCAUACGAGCUAUUCCAUUCCCUGAGAAAGAGGGAUUUGGUUGCAUAUUCUGCAAUGAUAUACGGAUGUGGAAUAAAUGGAAAGGCCUCUGAUGCAAUCAAGUUAUUUGAACAGAUGCUUGCUGAAUGUAUUAUUCCUAAUUUAGUCACCUACACUGGACUCCUAACUGCCUAUAAUCAUGCUGGAUUGGUUGAAAAAGGUUACCAGUGCUUUAACUCCAUGAAGAACUACGGACUGGUGCCUUCCAUUGAUCAUUAUGGAAUCAUGGUUGAUCUCUUAGGGAGGGCAGGAUAUUUGGAUGAAGCAUAUAAGCUUAUAACAAAUAUGCCAAUGCAACCCAACGCUGGUGUUUGGGGAGCUCUGCUUCUUGCUUGCAGAUUACACAAUAAUGUGGAUCUUGGGGAAAUAGCUGUUCAGCAUUGCAUUAAACUGGAGAGUGAUACAACUGGUUAUUGUUCUCUUCUUUCAAGCAUAUAUGCUACUGUUGGAAAAUGGGAUGAUUCCAAGAAGAUGAGAACGGGUGUGGAAGCAAAGGAAAUCAUCAGGGUACCUGGAUGUAGUUGGACAACCAACUUAACUUCUCCAUGAUUGGCAGUCUUUGAGGGAUUGAAUAACAAUGAAGCAGUGACAUGAGGUCAUUUUUUCUAUAAGACAGUUUAUGGAUUUCUGGACUUUAGAUUUGGAUUUCUUUGGCCUUCAUGUGAGACCCUUAAUGUGGAUUCAAACAAUGGUACACUCUCAACAUCAUCAAAAACAUGAAGAGGGGUCAAUCAGUUACAGAGUUCAGAGAUUGGCAAGUAUCAGUUUCUGAGGAAAGAAUAUGAUCUUUUGCUGAAUGCUGGUGAUUUGGAUGCAAUGUGGGGGUGCUUGAUAGAACUGUGUGAUUGAUGAUUCUACUGCUGCAGAAAAGGUUUGGCAUUUUCACAUUCGUGUUUUGCUCCUCCAUAUUUCCAGAAUUUAUGGCAUAUUAAAACUAGAUUUGCCUUAUUAAAAGUAUGAUAAAUAUUUCAAAUCUACCAUAAAACAUAUCAUAUGGAAUUUUUCUGCUGAGACAAUCUUAUUUGUUUCAGUGAUGAUUUAAAUUUACUCAACCUUCAAAGAUGCUGCCUAUUUGCCUGUCUAAAUUAUUAUUUUUUGUUGAAUGGGUCAUAAAAGUUUAUUUUAUUGUUGGCUGAGAUUUUCAACUUGAUAAUCUCAAAGUUACACUAACACUCUUUAUAUGGAUAUUAUUUAGCUUUACAGCAACCUAGUGCAAACUUGAAUUUGUUUCUUAUAGAUAAAUUUCGGAAACUUUUGCCACAUUGCUUCUGUAUGUACAGAACAAAUAGGUCCUAAAUGCCGACGGUUUUUUUCCUUCAAACUUUAUGAAGUUUUGAGAAACGACAUGGCUGAUGUAUACACAAAUUCUUCUUUUACUCUUAACAGAAGAGUUUACCGAAUCAUGGCUAAACAUUUGUAUUAUCUGCUUAAAGAUAAAGAGGAAACAGCUUAAU
Vigna unguiculata (cowpea) is the source of this 2880-nucleotide messenger RNA. Its product is annotated as Tetratricopeptide repeat (TPR)-like superfamily protein. Lineage: Eukaryota; Viridiplantae; Streptophyta; Magnoliopsida; Fabales; Fabaceae. Gene Ontology annotation, molecular function: RNA binding; protein binding. Gene Ontology annotation, biological process: RNA modification. The record is from RefSeq and is a predicted model, not a curated record.